Molecule: messenger RNA, 988 nt
Organism: Effrenium voratum
Lineage: Eukaryota; Dinophyceae; Suessiales; Symbiodiniaceae
Source: the annotation of a GenBank genome assembly
GCUCAAGCUUUAGAAGCUCCAGGUACUUUGUCGGGUGCACGCAAGUUUUUGGACCCACCUGCGGUUUGCUUUUUGGACCCAUAUUUACAAACCUCCGCCAUGCUAUUGUUUGGCCGGCCGACAAGCUCCAAUACACAAAAGGUCCUAUGGACAUUAUGUGAGAUUCCAUCCAGGCCCUCGUUCGAGUUGGUGUUGGCCAGCGCGCGCUUGGGUGCAGAUUCCAACCUGCUGUGCGACAGCACUGGGGCCAAGCCGUAUGGAGUAGUUGACACGGUUUCUUGGACAAACUGUGAUUGAAUGCAUAUGUUUCGCUUAUCAGAAAAUGGCUUCCAGUGGCACCUGGUGCCAACUUGCUUGCAUGACACUGCGAUGCCCCAGUGUUUUACAGGAGGAGUACCGGCGACUGAAUCCAACACGCUUGGUUCCUUGCUUGGUGGAUGGCUCCCUGGCGGUGUGGGAGUCGCAUUCCAUUGUGCGCUACUUGGCCCAGAAGUAUGCGCCUGAACUACAUUUGGGCACUGUGGAAGGCAUGGCAAGGUGCUCGCCCUGGAUGGACUGGCUCCUCUUCUCGCAAUUUCAUGAAUGCAAUCAUCAUUUUAUCGACCAAACUGCGCGAACUCUUCCGGCCGACCGUGAUGUGGGAUUGAUGGCGCGCAGCUACGAGGGCUACGUGGAGAAGUUGCAGAAGGUGGAAGAACAGAUUGGUGAAACUGAUGCCUACGUCACCGGCAGGGACUUCUCAAUAGCAGACAUUGUGAUCGGGGCGGAGUUGUGCCGAUUUAGCUGUGGCAUGACGCGUUGGGCACGGGAGCCGCGCGGCUUCCCAACCUUGGUUCAGCUACCAAACCUGGAGCGAUACUUCAGGAGACUGCAGGACAGGCCUGCAUUUCACACGGGCUGCUUGCAGCAUGAGCGUCAACAUCAGCUGCUUGAGCCAUUGGCAGAAGGCGAAUACCAACUAUUGCUGCCAAAAGACACUGCGGCAUGA